Phytophthora infestans T30-4 is the source of this 984-nucleotide messenger RNA. Its product is annotated as carbohydrate-binding protein, putative. Gene Ontology annotation, cellular component: extracellular region. Lineage: Eukaryota; Oomycota; Peronosporomycetes; Peronosporales; Peronosporaceae. The record is from RefSeq and is a predicted model, not a curated record. The transcript is spliced from 2 exons. The coding region runs from base 1 to 984 and encodes 327 amino acids.
AUGCGCUGUUGGACCUUCGGAGCUGCGCUAGCCGUGCUAGUAUUUGGAUCAGUGGACGCACUCGAUAACUGCGACAGCAACGUGCUCGUCAAGGCCUACGAGGGUCUCAACGUGAACGCCCAGCUGGUGUCGUGUAUGACGCAAAACAACUUCAGCGCCGCGCUCGACGGCUCCGUGGACCUCACGUCCGUGAACGCCGCCACGGCACCCGAUCAGGUCAAGAGUAUCUGCGCUUCGGAAUCGUGCAAAACCAUCCUGUCAGCGAUCGUGGGCAGCGCCAAUUUCAAUCUGACCAACUGUAUCGUCGGCAGCAAUAUUGUCCUCAUGACGGAGAUUUCCAAUCUUCAGGCUACCUGCACUGCCCUCUAUACGGCCACCCUGGCCCCGGCCGCUACGACUGCAGCACCGACCGCCGCUCCUACGCCAGCUCCUACGCCAGCUCCGGUUGCUACAACUGCGGCUCCGACGACCGCUUCUACUCCAGCACCGACGCCAGCAGCGACGCCGGCCCCUGCGGUCACAACGGCGGCUCCGACCGCCGCUCCUACUCCAGCCCUUACGCCGGCUCCGGCGGCCACAACUGCGGCUCCGACGUCCGCCCCUACUCCAGCACCGACUGCUACUCAAGCUACGACUCCAGCACCGAUGGCGGCUCCGACUGAACCCCCUGCAAGCUCCUCUGCUGCUCCAACAACUCUACCUACCGAUGCCCCUGCCACUGAAGCCCCUGCCACUGAAGCCCCUGCCACUGAAGCCCCUGCCACUGAAGCCCCUACCACUGAAGCCCCUGCCACCAAAGCCCCUGCCACGUCGACUGCGGCUCCCUCGACAGAGCCCCCCGCGACUGAGGCCCCCACCACGGCUCCUUCCACGGACGACCAGACCCAGCAGCAACAGCAGCAGAAGUUUUUUUCGGUGCUGAACUCGGACAGCGGCUCGGCUGCUGGUGUGAUGCCCGGUACAGUACAUGUACUACUACGGUAG